UUUCCAGAUCUACAAACAAAUUUGAAAAUCAAGAAAAAUUGGGAUAUGCUAAUGUUUAUAAGAUUCGAGGCAAAAUACUUAGACAUGGUAAAAUAAUUUUUAAACUUGCCAAAUGAUGUUUUUUUCAGACUUAAGCAUUCAAUGUAAAGUUUCAGUAGAUUGGUACGAUGCAAUUGACAAUUUAAAAUUUACAUAUCGUAAUAUGUUGGAAGAAGAAUUAUUUUCGGAUUGCGUGAUUAAGGUGUACUUGAAAUUUAAAAAUAGUCAGACCAUGGUGUAA
Meloidogyne enterolobii is the source of this 280-nucleotide messenger RNA. NCBI's taxonomy places the organism in Eukaryota, Metazoa, Nematoda, Chromadorea, Rhabditida, Meloidogynidae. The record is from the annotation of a GenBank genome assembly.